AUGUCGACACUCGGCUCGCGCGUAUACAAUCUGACUCUGCUCCUUCUUAAUACUCGUGAUAUUACACAAAAAGGAUACGAGAAAAAGAAGACAAGACUUUUGGCUCCUUAUGCUCCUAAGCAGCCCCAAGCCGGUCCCCCAUCGGCUUCAAACAGUAAACAGCCGUCUUCCCAGCAGCAUCAACAUCAUCAACAUCGCACCAGGCGCACGCAAAGACGUGUCACUCAUAAUGAGAAACGAUAUCACUCAGAAGUGCGACAAGAAGCUGUACAACAAGCUCUGGCGGCUAUGCAGUCCAGGCCUAAACCGUCGUUACCGAUGCCCAGCAAACGAACCUCGGUUAUGGCGAAAAGUCCUGAUCGGUCAGCCACCACUCGUAACGAAACCGACUCCAGCUCGGAUGACGAUAGCGUUGGUGACCAUAUACCUGACCGAGGAGAAGUCAAAGACCGCGGUAGCGGUGGACGCGAACGCAGCAGCGGAGCGGAUACCAGCAGUACCGGUGGGUCUGCUAGAGACACACCGCCACAUCCAAAGACUGUUGCUGCUGCUGCUACCACUGUCGCUGCCACUACAAUUACUCCUUCUGCUGCUCACGGACCACAACAUCAGCCCCCGCUGUCGAUGCAGCAACACAGACACCAUCACCAUCACCAUCACACCAAGAUUCCUAAUGGUGCGCCCGGAGGCGGGAUGUCCGGCAACAACGGUCCCGGUUAUUGGGACGAGUCCAGGACGAUCAUCGAGACUCCCAAGGAGCAGGAUAAAAUCAAACGCAAUAAGCCCGAGGUGACUGAAGUGGCUGACAUGUUGCACAACGUCCGACCUCCAUACCCUCAACCUCCAGACGUGACGAAUAACGUGACGCAGUCGAGGAGAUACACACCUGCGGACCGAGUAAACCGGUACAGCCGAGAUUCCAGACAGUCGUCCAGCGACGAUGGAAUGGGCACGGUAUCCAGCAGCGGCCGUUGGAAAGUGUCGGCCAAGAUUCAACAGUUGUUGAACACACUCAAGCGACCCAAACGGCGGCCCCUGCCUGAGUUCUACGAAGACGACGACGUUGAACUCGAGAUCGCGGCCAACCCUAAGGAUCCCAACGCACCGCGACCAGAAGGUGCCUACAUGUCUCCGGCCUUGGGUGAACCGCUAUCCGUGCCAUCAGGACUUCCUCGUAAUUUGGAAGCCGCUCUGCAACGUUAUGGUUCGAGUACUUUUAAAGCUCCCGUAGCUACCGUAUUGGACACUAAUGGAAAAUUAAGCAUCACACUUACUUACGGUAAACUUCUUAGCAGAUCUCACAAAGUGGCCUACACUCUCCUCAACCGUCCACUAGUCAAGGGUAAUGGUGGCGGAGAGUGCUUGAAACACGGUGACCGUGUAGCUCUAGUCUAUCCGAACAGCGACCCGCUAAACUUUCUGUGCUCUUUUUACGGUUGCAUAUUUGCUGGAAUCGUACCUGUGCCAAUUGAAGUGCCAUUAACUCGUAGGGAUGCAGGGUCACAACAAAUAGGAUUUCUAUUAGGUAGCUGUGGUGUUCAAGUGGCCCUGACAUCUGACGUGUGUCUAAAAGGUCUUCCAAAAACUGCUACUGGCGAUGUGGUGGCGUUCAAAGGCUGGCCCAAGUUGCAUUGGUUUGUCACCGAACACCUACCAAAAACUCCUAAAGACUGGUGCCCACCACCUCAUAUUGGUGAAGACACUCCAUCUUAUAUAGAAUACACCACUGAUAAAGAAGGUUCUGUGAUGGGUGUAAGUGUAAGUCGCACUGCCAUGUUAAACCAGUGUCGUGCUUUAAGUCAAUCCUGUAACUAUACUGAAGGUGACACCAUGGUAUGCGUUCUUGAUUUUAAACGUGAAACUGGCCUAUGGCAUUCUGUUUUAACAUCUAUCUUAAAUGGCAUGCACGUGAUCUACAUUCCGUACGCUUUGAUGAAAGUCAACCCAGCUUCUUGGAUGCAAAUGAUUACAAAAUAUAGAGCAAGCGUAGCAGUAGUUAAGUCUAGAGACUUGCAUUGGGGUCUUUUGGCGACCAAAGAUCAUAAAGAUAUUGUACUUAGUUCAUUGAGAUUACUGUUGGUCGGUGAUGGAGCUAACCCGUGGUCUCUAUCAUCUUGUGAUCAAUUUUUGGCUGUUUUUCAAUCAAAAGGCUUGCGGCCAGAUGCUCUGUGCCCAUGUGCUUCAUCAAGUGAAUGUCUUACAGUUUCUGUUCGGAGGCCCGGCAGAGCUGGAGUAAAUGCAACUGGGCGCGGUGUCUUGUCAAUGUCUGGCUUAAGUUAUGGUGUUGUUCGUGUGGACCAAGAAAAUUCACUUACUUCAUUAACUCUUCAAGACUGUGGUCAAGUUAUGCCCAAUUGUUCAAUGGUAGUUGUUAAAAUGGAUGGUAUACCUUAUAUGUGUAAAACUGACGAAGUUGGAGAAAUUUGUAUGGGUGGACUCAGUACGACUACAUGUAAUUACUGGGGACUUCCAGGCUUAUCAAAUGCAACAUUUAGAGUUGCACCCAUUGGAGAAGAUGGAAAACCAACAAACGACACAAUUGAAUAUACGAGAUCAGGUCUUCUUGGAUUCCUCGGACCUGGUGGGCUAGUAUUCGUGUGUGGAUCUCGAGAUGGUCUCAUGACAGUUACUGGACGUAAACAUAACGCUGACGACAUUAUUGCAACAGUUUUGGCUGUGGAACCAAUGAAAUUUAUAUAUAGAGGAAGAAUCGCUGUAUUUGCAAUACGCGUAUUGCGUGACGAGCGUAUAUGUGUUAUUGCUGAACAGCGACCGGAAUGCAGUGAAGAAGAAAGUUUCCAAUGGAUGUCCAGAGUACUUCAAGCGGUCGAUUCCAUUCAUCAAGUUGGGCUGUACUGCUUAGCACUAGUACCACCGAAUUACCUUCCCAAGACACCAUUAGGAGGAAUUCAUUUGUCUGAAUGCAAAAGAAGAUUUUUAGAUGGAAACUUACAUCCGGCUAAUGUACUUAUGUGUCCUCACACAUGUGUUACAAACUUACCAAAACCACGAGAAGCGCAUUCAGUUGGCGGGACUGUUUCAGACGUGGGACCUGCUUCAGUAAUGGUUGGAACAAUUGUGCAAGGUAAUCGUUUGGCUACAGCACAAGGGCGUGAUAUUGGCAUCAUUGAUAUGGAAUCAGAUUCUAACAAAACUUAUCUUUUCAUAUCGGAAAUACUAAAAAUGAGGGCGAUUAGAGAUCCUGAUCAUGUAAUAUUUACUUUGGUGAAUGCAAAAGGUGGUGCAGCUGCCACAUUGACUUGUUCACAGUUACAUAAACGAGCAGAGAAAGUUUCCAACUUAUUGAAUGAACGAGCCAAAGUGAAUACUGGUGAUCAUGUUGCGCUUAUUUUCCCUCCAGGAAUUGAUCUCAUUUGUGCAUUUUAUGGUUGCUUAUAUGUCGGUGCUGUUCCUGUAACAAUACGACCUCCUCAUCCACAAAAUCUUCAGACUACUCUGCCAACAGUGCGUAUGAUUGUAGAUGUUAGCAAGUCUACAUUAGUCUUAUCCAAUCAAAAUAUCAUAAAACUUCUCAAGUCAAAAGAAGCUAGCAAUGUAGUGGAUGUAAAAUCGUGGCCAGUUAUCUUGGACACUGAUGAUAUGCCAAAGAAAAAAAUUGUACCAUCUUACCGAGCACCUACUGCUGAACUUCUCGCUUAUUUAGACUUCAGCGUUUCUACAACUGGGAUGUUAGCUGGAAUUAAAAUGUCUCAUGCCGCUGUCACAUCAUUGUGUAGAUCCAUGAAAUUAGCGUGUGAACUUUAUCCAUCAAGACAUAUUGCGUUGUGCUUAGAUCCUUACUGUGGUUUAGGAUUUGCCUUGUGGUGCUUAAGCAGUGUAUAUUCUGGUCAUCAUUCAAUUCUCAUACCUCCAUCUGAAAUUGAAAUAAACCCUGGCUUAUGGCUCACAGCUGUUAGCCAAUAUCAAGUUCGAGACACAUUUUGUUCUUACGGUGUCAUGGAACUGUGCACUAAGGGUUUGGCUUCAUCUGUUGGACUUUUGAAACAACGUGGUGUAAAUUUAGCAUGUGUACGGACAUGUGUUGUGGUCGCCGAAGAAAGACCUCGAAUAAACCUAACAACAUCAUUCUCAAAGUUAUUCUCUGCUCUUGGACUUAGUCCCCGAGCUGUGUCUACUAGUUUUGGAUGUCGGGUGAAUGUAGCUAUAUGUUUGCAAGGAGCAUCCAGUCCAGAGCCAUCAUGUGUAUAUGUUGACCUACGAGCCUUAAGAAAUGAUCGAGUUUCCCUGGUGGAACGCGGUAGCCCGCAUUCAUUGUGCUUGCUCGAAUCAGGGAAAUUGUUACCUGGUGUUAAAGUCAUUAUUGCCCAUCCAGACACAAAGGGUCAUUGUGGUGAUUCACAUCUGGGUGAAAUUUGGGUACAAGCACCACAUAACGCCAGUGGAUAUUUUAGCGUAUUUGGAAAUGAAAUAGCAGAUGGUGGUAAUGGAUCAGAACAGUUCAAUGCACGACUAGUCACUGGUAGCACUGGUGAAAUUUAUGCUAGAACUGGUUAUCUUGGAUUUUUAAGACGUACCGAAUCAACAUCAACACCAUCAAGUGUCGCAUUACAUUCAACAGACACUAUUGACAUAAUGUCUCUUAGUGAUUUGUCGCUUGCCUCGUCUAACCAAUCCACACUAAGUAGUAAUACUACUGCUACUGCUGAAUUACCAGAGCUUCAUGAUGCUGUUUUUGUGGUUGGUGCUCUGGAUGAAACAAUUAUUCUACGAGGCAUGCGUUACCAUCCGAUUGAUAUUGAAAACAGUGUAAUGCGAUGUCAUCGAAAGAUUGCAGAAUGUGCUGUGUUUGCUUGGACCAAUCUCUUAGUAGUAGUGGUUGAACUGGAUGGCAAUGAGAGCGAAGCACUUGACUUGGUACCACUAGUGACCAAUGUGGUACUCGAAGAACAUCAUUUAAUUGUUGGCGUUGCUGUGGUAGUUGAUCCAGGGGUGGUGCCAAUAAAUUCCCGCGGCGAAAAACAACGCAUGCAUUUACGUGAUGGCUUCUUAGCUGACCAACUUGACCCUAUUUAUGUAGCAUAUAACAUGUGA
Messenger RNA from Macrosiphum euphorbiae (potato aphid), 5052 nucleotides. Lineage: Eukaryota; Metazoa; Arthropoda; Insecta; Hemiptera; Aphididae. The record is from the annotation of a GenBank genome assembly.